AGAAUUCGGCGAGUGUGGACUCUGCUUUCUAGGAGCCGGGGGAACAGCUUCCACUGGAGUAACUGCGUUUCUUGGUCAGGACAAUGUCUGACCAGGAGGAAGAAGCUGAUUCUCAGAAUGCUGUUGACUCAUCAAAAGAAGGAGAGGAUGCUUUGGUGUCUGUCAAUAUUCCAGUUCCCUCGGAAGAGGUUCCCGAGUCAGAUCAAACUGAAGACUAUGAAUCUGAACUGGAUCUAUCUAGUGGAGGCCGUGAAAAACGCACUGAGGAGCUCAGUGACCAGAGCUUUUCAAGCCUGGAACCGAACGAUGUCGAGCAACUCAUGGACGACGUUAAGAUGGCUGAACGAGCUGAAGAUGGUGGAGGCUCUCCAACGAAGUCUGGGAGCGCAGUGCAGUCAGCCAGACCAUAUUCAAAAGCGUCUCUGACAUUUUUGGAAAAAGUGAAGGCUGUGAAGGAAUCUCUGAGAAUAACAACAAAAGAUUCUUUAGCAACAGUAAAAGUCAUACUUCUUCCUGUGGGCCAGGAAAUUGUAAUUCCCUUUAAAGUUGACACUGUUCUAAGAUGCCUGAAGGAUCAUUUUUCAUCCCUGUUAGGUGUCCCAGCUUUUGUCCUGCAGAUAAGAUGUGCAGGAACAGUUCUUAAAAAUCAUGAGACGCUACUACAACAUGGAAUUAAGCCCCAGGAUAUUGUGCAAGUGGAAAUGUUUUCUUUACAGCAAGAUCUAUACCCAAUCAGAAGAAUAGCUAGAUCAGCUGCAGCCUCUCAAAUCAUAACUGUCAGAGUACAAACUGGCAUUGAUCAGUACCAGGAAGUAGCUGUUGAGAUGAUAAAAUCUGAUUUUCACAAACCAUUUCUUGGUGGAUUCAGACAUAAAAUAACAGGAAUAGAAUAUCACAAUGCUGGAACACAAACUGUACCUAAAAAGAUUCCUGAAAAACUGAAUGCAUUUUGUAGGGAUACGCAGACAGUUUUUCAGAAAGGAAAGCUCCAGCAAACUACAAAUACAACGUCCACACAGAUGACUAAAAUUGGUGUGUAUGUAUCAAAUAUUACUGAUAAACUGGUAAAACCAGGAAAAUACUUUUCAGCAGCAGAAUACCAUGCCAAGAGAUUACAGGCGUUUAGAAUCUGGCGGCAAGAAGAACUCACACGCAUUAACCAGUCUUUCACUGGAGCUGAAAGGAAAGCUGCUUUGUGUGAACUUCUGGAAAAAGAGACGCAGAUAAUUGCUUCCAUUGGGAGACAUAGAUAUAUCACUUACACAGAGAACCAGGAAGCAGAGAUACAAAGUUUUUUGGAUAAGUGUUCAGCUCCAAAGACAUGGAGAAGAUUUGAUGGCAAAAUAAUUGAGUUGGAUACACAAUUUACCAUCAGAGCCAGAGAGCUGCAAAACAUCUAUAACUGCAUCAUGCUGAAGAAUGUCUCUCACGAUGAGAGGCUGGAUGUACUCUUAACGCUUAAACAUACAGUAAAGGAACAUGAAUGUAAACUGACUCAGGAAAUCCUCGAAUUGAUUGACAGGGAGGUUGACCUUAUGAUGAGAGGAGUCAAACAUCAGAAUCUGGAAGGACUCAGAAAAAGGAUCGCAACACUCUUUUUUCAUUACAUAAAAACACCUCUGUUUAAUCCAGAAGUUGCAAGACACCUUAAGGUCCCUCAGGACCCAUUGAAGUUCUAUAAGAAAAUUUACUUUUGCCACAGUUGCCAGCUCUAUUUGCCUUCUGCAGAGUUUCCUAUAUCAUCCACCUCACACCGCAUUUACCAAUGCCGUCAGUGCAUUAACCUUGAAAAUGAGAGUCAAAAACGAGAAUCAUAUUUAAAGUACAAAUGUUUACUUCAACGGCUCUACUGUUCAGAAGCUGAUUAUGAAGAUGAUUCUGAAAUUGCUUUUCUGAUACAGCUACAAGAUAUUCAGUACCUGACAGAGAACAUCUGGGCAUCCCAGUCUGUGCUCAGUGCUUGGAAGGAUCUCAAUGAUCUGGUCAUGGUCAGAUGGGAUAAGUCUGUGGAAUGGUCUCCCUGGAACUGCAUUCUUCUUACCAAAGAUGAAGGCGCUAUUCAUCUCAAGCUAAAGAGUAUUGAAGAGGGAUAUGAACCCUUGUUUAUUCACAAGAUCAAACACAAACACUUCCUGGCUAAGAACUAUUUUUCUCAAAUUCCGCUACUGGCUUCAUUUUUACUUGAUGAUGGUGAAGUAGAGGAAAUCAGAAAGAAGCAUGAGUCAGAACCAACAACUAAGAUUUUAGAAGUCCAGAGGCCUGGUCCUUAGAAGAUCCAGGACUCUUUGUUUGAUGAUCAGAAUUUUUGUCCACUGCUAAUAGAGUAAUACAGAGGUCACACAAUACAGAAGUAGAAUUUUAUCCUUUUAUUGAUUUUAAUUGUUAUACUGUCAUAAGUUUUAUGGUGAAAACAUCCCCAAUUGCUUUAUUGUUAGAUAGUGUGAAAUUUAAAUAUAAUUUUGUUACUGAAAUAAACAAAGAGAACAUUUUAUUUUUA
Molecule: messenger RNA, 2497 nt
Organism: Odocoileus virginianus texanus
Lineage: Eukaryota; Metazoa; Chordata; Mammalia; Artiodactyla; Cervidae
Source: RefSeq, a predicted model, not a curated record